This is a messenger RNA of Cladocopium goreaui, 1240 nucleotides long. The record is from the annotation of a GenBank genome assembly. Lineage: Eukaryota; Dinophyceae; Suessiales; Symbiodiniaceae.
UACUGCUGAACCAUACCCAAACCUGCCAUGACCACCAUGCCUGGCGUGGCUGGCGAACGCAGGUGGCUGCUGGCCGCGGCCGGGCUUGGUGCCCUGGGUGGCUUCUGCCUGGCGCGAGCCACGGGGCCAAGGAGGUCGCUCUCUGUCGAAGGGGAGAAGGAGCCAAAAGAUCGCUCAGACCCAAAGAUGAAGGGCAAAAGGAAGGGCAGAAGAGAAAUCAUCUGCGAAGACGCCCUAAAGUGGAUAGAUGAGAUGCAGAGUUUCCCCUUUGGGGCCAUGGUCUUCACCUCACUCCCCGACAUGUCGGAAGUGGUGGAGUUCCUCGGACCCCGCUUCGAAGAUUGGGAGCAGUUCUUCAUGAAGGCGGUGCGGCAGAUUUUGGCCGCCCUGCCGCUGAAUGGCGUGGCGGUCUUCUAUCAGACCGACGUAAGGCUGGCGGAGAAGGGCCAGGUGAGCAAGGCGUUUUUGGUGCUGAAGGCGGCGCAGGAAGUUCCACAGGUGCGGCUGAAGUGGCACAAGAUCGUCCACUUCGGCACCAUCGAUCAACCCACGUGGAACGCCGUGCAGUUCACCCACCUUCUCUGCUUCGCCAAGGGGCCCCCAGAGGUGGCGAGAGUGGGCUGCCAGGGCCCGGACGAUGAGGUGGUGGAUUUGGGGAGUACCAUUCCUGAUGUGCUGGAGAGGGGCCCCAAGCCCAGCCUGAGGAAAGGAGCAUGUUGUAUGGGCCUCAACGCCACCAUGGCAGUGCUGAAGUGGGCCACACGACGAUUGCCAGGACUGCACACGGUGAUCGAUCCCUUCUGCGGGGCGGGCACGGUACUGGCGGUGGCCAAUGAGUUUGGUCUCGACGCCAUCGGCGUCGACAUUUCGCCCAAGCGAAUCAAGCAGGCGCAGCGUUUGAACGCCAAAGAUUUGCGGCCCAAGGCUCCAGUGGAGCGCUGAGGGGCUUCGAGGCCUCCACGCUUCGACUCUUUGCCGCCACUAGGAGGCCUGCAGCAAAGAAUCUGAGACAACCGGUGAGAGGGGAUGCUUCAGCCAAUUCUGGUUUGUGUCAACUCCAGAUUACAAAAGCCCUGGUUCAUUUCGGGGAUGUUUGGUUUGAUAGCAGAUUAUAUACACACAUAUCGUGCCUGUUUGAUCAGGCAUGUCUAUCCGGGCUUGACAUGACAAGUUGGAUGAAAAAUGCAUCACCACUGGGGAUGUGACACCCCAGAACUUGGAAAUUGACCUGAGACCCUCG